Messenger RNA from Microplitis mediator, 1038 nucleotides. RefSeq lists its product as uncharacterized. Lineage: Eukaryota; Metazoa; Arthropoda; Insecta; Hymenoptera; Braconidae. The coding region runs from base 1 to 1038 and encodes 345 amino acids. The record is from RefSeq and is a predicted model, not a curated record. The transcript has a single exon.
AUGGUGGCUGUACCAUUAGAAGCUCCAGAGCCCUCUCAUACGUACUAUCUCCCUCAUCACGGAGUAUUACGUGAGCAGAGCACCUCUACAAAGCUCAGAGUCGUUUUCAAUGGAUCCAGCAAGACGUCAUCUCAAGUAUCACUCAAUGACAUCAUGCAUACUGGUCCAAAGACUCAAUCAGACAUCUUUGACGUAUUGCUUUACAUCAGACAACACAAAUACAUCUUUAUUACGGACAUAGUAAAGAUGUUCCGGCAAAUAAAGGUUCAUGAAGAUGAUUGGGACCUUCAACGCAUUCUCUGGCUAGAUCAAGACUUAACUAUUCGAGCAUAUCAACUAACGACCGUAACAUAUGGCACAAGGUCAGCCCCAUAUCUUGCUUGUCGAGUACUGAAGCAAUUAGUAGCUGAUGAAGGCGCUAAUUAUCCACUUGCAGUAGAUACCAUCCUCAAAGGUAGUUAUGUUGAUGACAUCUCGGGUGGUGCAGAAACCCUAGAACAACUCAAGAACAUUGCUACUCAAUUAAAUGACUUGUGCCUCUCAGCAUGCUUACCACUUGAUAAGUGGAAAAGCAAUCAUCCUCAAUUCUCACCACCAAGUAUCUCAACUCAACAAGAGCAGCCCAUUCAUACGUUCGAAGAUCUCACGUCAAAGAUACUAGGUAUCACAUGGCAUCCUCAUGAAGACAUUUUCUUGUUCCAAGGAAACAUCUCAUUCAAGCCAACAAUUACCAAACGCGCCAUUCUCUCAGAAGUGGCACAACUCUUUGAUCCACUCGGACUCAUCUCCCCAGUCAUUAUCAGAGCAAAAAUCCUAAUGCAACAACUCUGGCUGGAGAAGAUUGGUUGGGACGACCCACUAACGCCUGAAAUAAUUCAUCAAUGGGAUAAAUUCAGAGAAGAUCUCAACACUCUCUCGACAAUCAAAAUACCUCGGUGGUUACACUUGCACUCUCAAACCUAUUCCAUACAACUUCAUGGGUUCUCAGAUGCGUCUCAGUUAGCUAUGGCAGCAGCAGUCUAUAUCAGAGUAACAUAG